Cajanus cajan (pigeon pea) is the source of this 1176-nucleotide messenger RNA. RefSeq names its product EPIDERMAL PATTERNING FACTOR-like protein 3. The record is from RefSeq and is a predicted model, not a curated record. Gene Ontology annotation, biological process: stomatal complex development; guard cell differentiation. Lineage: Eukaryota; Viridiplantae; Streptophyta; Magnoliopsida; Fabales; Fabaceae.
AAUGGGUCGACUGCAUAACCGAUCCAAUUUCAUAUUCGGACCGGCUAGACCACCGGUUCCCGGUCCAACCGGUCCGACCGGCCGGGUCGGUCCGGGUUUUAAAACACUGGUACAAACACUCUCGAAAGUAAAUAGGAAGAAAAAAAAAAGAGAAAGUGAUAGAUAUCCAAAUAUAUUAGAGUCAAUAAACACAUUUUGUAUUGAAACAAAUUUUAUAGCUUUCUGGAUUACUCCUAUAUCUGUCUCUCUAUAGACAAGUCACUUGUCAAAACAAAAUGUUGAGAAAUGCCAACCUGUUUUCCAUCUGUCUGAGAGAAAGUGAGACUCAACAAACAUUGCUCAGCCAAGGUAAAUAAAUUAAUAAAGAGCAUGCAACAGAAAAAUAAUGGAAGUAUAUAUAUAUAUAAUAAUCGAGUAAAUCUUUGUGUCUACACUUUGUUCUUUUUGUGACACGUUGCACCAAUCUUGUUCAAUAAGAGUAAUAUUUACAAGGGUCAAGGGAGUGUGAUUCGCCAACCCAAAACUCUGCUAGUGCUUUGCCCUAUUGUGGAUAUCUAUCUAUAUUCUCUUUUGCAUAACCAUGAAGACAAGAAGAAUGUGCUACAUUAUUCUAAUGGCUUCAGUUCUACUCUCUUGUUUGGUUUGCGUGAAAACCAAGCCUUUGUUUCUCAUUGAUCCUUCCACUCAACAAGCACAUUUGAAACACACUGCUAAAGUAGCUGAUGAGACAACCAUAAUGCAAGAUGUCUCGAGACAUGCCUUUGACCCUGCACAGGUUAAUGAGAGAAAGAGAAUAUUGAAAGCAAAGGCUAAUGGGUACAAAGAUUCAUUCAGAGGACUGAGUAGACUAGGAUCAACACCACCAAGGUGUGAGCACAAAUGUGGAGGCUGCAUUCCCUGCGACCCCAUUCAAAUUCCUACCAACAAUGAUCUUCUUGGGGCUCAGUACGCCAAUUACGAGCCCGAAGGAUGGAAAUGCAAAUGUGGCAAUUCUUACUUCAACCCAUAAUUAUACGUUUGUGUGUAAAAUUCUACCUAGCCAUGGUGUUUAUAGCCUUGAAAUUUGGAUGCUUGGUUACAACCUGAGAAAGUUUUGGGUUAAUACAUGCUGUUUAUCCAGAGUUUAGGAUUUGUACAUGCUACUUUAAUCUUUAUCGUUAGAAUCACUUUGGUGAU